AUGGAUAAAUAUUUUGAUAAUCAUGAAUUUCCUGGAGCCUUAACAAGAAUGGGAGCUUCUCAACUAAUAGUGUCUGGAAAAAGAAAUGUCCCUAGGUAUUCUUUUACUACAUGGCUUGCCCUGAAAAACAAGCUGAAUACUAGAGAUAAAUUGCAUAAAUGGGGGACUAUCCCAGAUGAUAAGUGCUGCUUCUGUAACCAGGAGAGUGAAACCACUAGGCACCUUUUCUUCUCUUGCCCGUUCUCCUAUGAGGUCUGGAAGAAGGUGUUAGCUUAUUUGGGGUUCAACAGGAAUCCAGACAAUUGGAACAGGGAAGUGAGCUUUUUUACUAGAAGAGGAAGAGGUAAAUCCAGAAUUGCAAAAGUGAGGAAAAAUGGAUUCUGUGCAGCUGUGUACCAAAUCUGGUUUGCCAGAAACGACCUGAUCUUUAAUAAGAGAAGGCAUUCUUGUGAUACAAUCUUUAACAAGAUUAGAAGCAGUAUAGAAAUGAGAAACUGA
Messenger RNA from Mercurialis annua (annual mercury), 498 nucleotides. RefSeq lists its product as uncharacterized. The transcript is spliced from 2 exons. Lineage: Eukaryota; Viridiplantae; Streptophyta; Magnoliopsida; Malpighiales; Euphorbiaceae. The record is from RefSeq and is a predicted model, not a curated record. Bases 1 to 498 code for a protein of 165 amino acids.